Gasterosteus aculeatus aculeatus (three-spined stickleback) is the source of this 10459-nucleotide messenger RNA. It is a transcript of the gene lrrc7, whose product is annotated as leucine rich repeat containing 7. Lineage: Eukaryota; Metazoa; Chordata; Actinopteri; Perciformes; Gasterosteidae. Gene Ontology annotation, cellular component: basolateral plasma membrane; adherens junction; postsynaptic membrane. Gene Ontology annotation, molecular function: protein kinase binding. Gene Ontology annotation, biological process: cell-cell adhesion; neurotransmitter receptor transport, endosome to postsynaptic membrane; neurotransmitter receptor transport postsynaptic membrane to endosome. The record is from RefSeq and is a predicted model, not a curated record.
UGGAUCCGCGAGGACUUCUGGUUCCCCGUCGGCCGCCGACCAAUCGGUGUUCGCUGAGAAAAGGGGCGGGCCCCGCGGUUCCCUAGGUUACCUGUGUGAUUGACGUCCAGCCUCCUGCGGCGGAGCGCGCAGACCUCCCCUUCCCGCACACUGAGGAGAAAUCCGCGAGAGAGGGAGAGACGGAGAAGCGACACAUGGGCGCGAGAGGAACGCUUUUUGUCUAAAGUCCCUCGCCGCCGUCCUCGCGCUCUCUUUGCCGGAAGGAUGAACGCGGGAGCGCCGGUAGAAGAAGGGGACUCCUGAAGAAGGGACUCGUCGGAAACCUACAUGAAGACGCCACAAGAAGAUUCAUCGAGACGACUGCUACCGAUCGCCUAACCCGAAAGAAGAACAUGUUCAGCAGAGCUUGGUACCCAUAAGGCCUUGCAGGGGCCCAGUGGGUGGGGUUACAAGGAGGCAGAGAUGAACCUGACCAACCACAGGCCGUCACCUGGGGAUAUAAACUCCGCCCACCACUGAUCUUCAGGGUGACUGACAACUGGACCGACGCCUUACACGUGGGCACCUCAACUUUCAUUGGCCCACAGCACAGUGCAGUGUCUGGAAAUGACCACCAAGCGGAAGCUGAUUGGCCGGCUGGUGCCGUGCCGCUGUUUCCGCGGUGAAGAGGAAGUGAUUUCCGUGUUGGAUUACUCCCACUGCAGCCUGCAGCAGGUCCCCAAGGAAAUCUUCAGCUUUGAGAGGACUCUGGAGGAGCUCUACCUUGACGCCAACCAGAUUGAGGAGCUACCCAAGCAACUCUUCAACUGCCAGGCCUUGAAGAAGCUGAGCAUGCCCGAUAACGACUUGUCCAACCUGCCCACCACCAUCGCCAGCUUGGUCAACCUCAAAGAGCUGGACAUCAGUAAAAACGGUAUCCAGGAGUUCCCCGACAAUAUAAAAUGCUGUAAAGGCCUGUCUGUGGUGGAGGCCAGUGUCAACCCCAUCACCAAACUCCCAGAUGGCUUUACGCAGCUCUUGAACCUGACCCAGCUCUUCUUAAACGAUGCCUUCUUGGAGUUUCUCCCGGCUAACUUUGGCAGACUCUCCAAACUACGGAUCCUGGAGCUCAGAGAGAACCACCUGAAAACUAUGCCAAAGUCCAUCCACAGACUGACGCAGUUGGAGAGGUUGGAUCUGGGUAGCAAUGAGUUCACUGAAAUGCCCGAGGUGUUGGAACAGAUACACAACCUCAGAGAGCUGUGGCUGGAUAACAACUCCCUACAGAAUAUACCAGGGGCGAUAGGAAAACUUCGCCAAUUGCGGUACUUUGACUUAGCUAAGAACCGCAUCGAGACGUUGGACACUGAAAUCUCCGGCUGCGAGUCCUUAGAAGACCUGCUUCUGUCCUCCAACAUGCUGCAGCACCUCCCUGACUCUAUAGGAAUGUUAAAGAAGCUGACAACAUUGAAGGUAGAUGACAACCAGCUGACCUCGCUGCCUAACACCAUUGGGAGUGCGAAGCCCAAGCAAGGUCUGUCUCUAUUGGAGGAGUUGGACUGCAGUUGUAAUGAGUUGGAGUCGUUGCCUCCCACUAUCGGCUACCUGCACAACCUGAGGACCUUCGCUGCUGACGAGAACUUCCUCUCAGAGCUGCCGCGGGAGAUUGGUAACUGUAAGAACGUGACCGUAAUGUCAAUGCGGUCCAACAAACUGGAGUUUCUUCCUGAUGAGAUCGGACAGAUGACCAAACUACGGGUUCUCAACCUCAGUGAUAACAGGUUAAAGAAUCUACCGUUCACCUUUACUAAGUUGAAGGACCUGGCCGCUCUCUGGCUUUCCGACAAUCAGUCCAAGGCUCUGAUCCCACUGCAGACAGAAGCACAUCCUGAAACCAAACAGAAGGUUUUGACCAACUACAUGUUUCCUCAGCAACCGCGACAUGAUGAGGACUACCAGUCGGAUAGUGACAGCUUCAAUCCCACUUUGUGGGAGGAGCAGAGACAGCAGAGGAUGACUGUGGCCUUUGACUUUGAAGACAAGAAGGAAGAGGAAGACAACUCUGGAAAGGUCAAGGUGGAGAUAAACCUAAAGCGCUACCCAACACCCUAUCCCGAGGACCUUAAGAACAUGGUCAAGUCGGUGCAAAGCCUUGUGGGUAAAAGCGUACACGCGGGACACGGGCACCAGCACCAACACCAGCACCAGCAUCAGCAUCAGCACCAGCAUCAGCAUCAGCACCAGCACCAGCAUCAGCUGAGCACAGGCAGCGCCACCUCGGCAGGAACCAACAUGGAACACACACACCUCAGCAAAGAACAGUACGAACCGCCGUGGCCCCUGCCUCCGAAAGAGGUGACAGACAGAGAGAUGCAGGACUUCUCUCAGUCUCAGCUAAUGGAUCAGGGAUCUAUGCAUAACUCUGGAAUCGACAUCCCCAAGAGGAAGGACAAAGAGGACCUGACAGAGAGCUCCGAGACUGACACGACAAGAAGCCUCCAACUUCAGAAAUAUUAUAUUUAUAAGGACUCCAUGGGUGGCUCUCCCAAUGACAUCCGCAUAUCCGACAUGAGGCCCACCCUGGUGGAGCCGCCGAUGUACAAACCCAAGGUGGUUCUGCUGGGGAAGGACAAGAAAGAGUCCACAGAUGAAGAGGUGGAUAAGCUCCACUGUCUGAACCACAGCGGCUCCUCAGCCACUUACUCCGACUACUCUCCCUCGCAGGGCUCCUCCGGCUCCUCCAACCCGCCCGGCAACGCUCACCCACACGCACACUCUCACGCACACUCACACCAGCACCCGCACCCACACGCACACGCUCCCGCCCUGCCGGCCUCGAGCAAGGACCAGGCCCCUCAAAUACACUGGACCAACAGGCUGGCUCAGUCUUUCCCCAAACCCAUUGACUCCAAGCCGCUGCUGUCUCAGAGAGAAACUCCUCCGUCGGGAACGCUGCAGCAGCGCGGGGAUCGGCGCCCACUGAGCGAGCCUUUUGAUUGGUCUGAGGCUCCUCACUAUGACAACACAGGUUUCGAUCCUGACGAGUCUCCUAUGGAUCCUCCGUCCACUGGAAGCCAGGGAAACCCGCCGCUGGGCUCCAAAGGCCGCAGCCAGUCAACACAUGGGCGCCGCCCGCUGCUCAGGCAGGAGCGAAUCGUAGGGGUGCCACUGGAGCUCGACACUCAGACGCUGCCCUUCCACGGCAACCAACGCUCCACGCCGGACAAUGACCCACAGUCAGGGCAUCCUUCCCAGAAUCCCUGGCAGAACUGGACCAGAACCCCCAGCCCGCUGGAGGACCGAACCGCUUUUCCCUCCAAACUGGACCUGACGCCCACAUCGAGCCCCAACCCAGACCGCAAGGACCCAAGGCUGGAACAAGGCACGGGGCCUCUGCCCGGCAGCUGGACCUACCACGACAAUCAGGGGGAGCAGAACAGGAAGGAUCAGCUAAGUGUAAGCGGGGGCAACAAGGUAACCGUGGUGAUGAGUAAAAGCUCGGACCGCCUGUCCCCCAUGAUGAGGGAGACAAGAUCCAAGUUCAAGAAGUCACAGAGCAUCGAUGAGAUCGACAUUGGCUCCUACAAGGUCUACAGUAUACCCGUGGACAGCUACAGUACAUCCAUUGAGCAACAGACUAGUUUGGACCGCCAAGACAUGCCCUGUUCUAUGGAGCAGACCAACAUGUCACGGUCACAGUCUGCCCCCAUGUUAGACGAUGACCUGAUCUUUGCUGGACACGGAGCCAGCAACCAGAACCAGUCGGGACAGAAGCCAGCCAUCCCACACAAGGCCUACCACUUUGACCACAACUACAACCCCCAGGUGACCAUGGACCGUCGGGUCCCUCCCCCCUUCCCCAACACACCAGAUUAUGUCAACCACUCAUCGAAAGCCUUGGAGUACAUCAAUCAACCAGGGAAGACAUUACCCAAGGAGUUAGUGAGCCCUCGGUAUCGUGCGUAUCCACCGCUGGAGAUGUUUUCUUUCCCCCAAUCGCCGAUCAACCAGGAUGGUGCGUCCAGCCAGCACCAGCAGCCCAUCCCCGCACAGCGCUCCAGACCUGGCUUUCUGAGGAGAGCGGAUUCUUUGGUGAGCUCCACGGAGCUGGCCUUGUUCCGCAGAGUCCAUGAAGCCCAGCAGGAGGCCCUCCAGGAAGCUCAGUACAGACAGCAGGCGGACCCCCCUCUUUACGGUCGGGCUCUGGCCUACUCCACCCCCAUGGAGCACUCUGCUCUCUCCAACAUGGCCGACAGCCAGAGCCAAAUGAUGCACAACAAGAGAAACGGUCGCUACGAUGACGAUUAUCCCACCUACCAAGAACAGAAGAAGCCCAUGAUUGGUUAUCCGACCAAGAGCCUGACUCAGCGCCGCCCUCUGUCCGCCCGGAGCUACAGUACUGAGACAUAUGGAGCCUCUCAGGCGCGUCCAGUGUCAGCUCGUCCCACCAUGGCUGCCCUGCUGGAGAAAAUGCCCCCUGACUACACUCUCGCAACCUGCCCCGAAAAACCAUCUGACGAUACCAUCAAAGUAAGGCCUGGCGUCCCACAGAAGCCCGACGACAUCACCUCCAGGAUGCCUCCCGAUUGGAGGCAACAGCUACUUAGGCACAUAGAAGCCAAACGAUUGGACAGGAGUGGUGUCCUAAAGCACAACACGCUCACGCUGGGCAUGCUCUGUCAGGGCGGGGGUCACGGCCAGGGGCGCAGCAGCACUUUGAACUUUAAUCUUUACAAUAACACAAAGCAUGAGCCUCCUGCUGGCCGCUGGCUGCCACUACCUCCUCCUCCGUCUGCUAAAGCUACCCCGUCUCAACAGGCUGCCAUGCUGGAUAAUGAUCAGGAGGGGCUCUCAGGGAGCAACCAGUGGGCUCCUUAUUCACUUGGCAGGAGGGACGUCCCACCUGACAACCUUAUGAAAAAGAGCGGCCACUCGCACAACCCUUCCCACCAGUCACACAACACCAUGAUCGUCACCUCCUCUUCCUCCUCCUCCUCCACCACCCCUCACCGUGUAGUGCAGCAGGGCUACGAUGGGAUGAUGAACAAAGGGGGCCAAUACCAACCAGGCAUGCCUCUGUCAGUGGUUCCCUCUGGGGGGCCUGGGCAGUACCAAGGCAACAUGCCUCAAGGCCAUCCCGCCCCUGGACAGGGCUACCAGGGUUCUGGCCUGCCCAUGGCUCUGUCCCCGUCUGGGAACCAGCCUCAGUACAACCUCCAUUCCUCCCACCCAUCCCAUCAGCCUGCCACCAACCCUCAGUACCACGGCAACCAGGGCAUGGUCCAUAGCAACCAGGGCAUGGCCCACAGCAACCAGGGGAUGGUGCAUAGCAACCAGGGGAUGGUACACAGUAAUCAGGUUGUCAUGACUCACACUAACCCGCGGCCUCAGAGCGCUCGCUGCCUGUUGCAGACUAAAGGCCAGAAGAGCACAGAUGGUUUUCAAGAGCAGUUGUGUGUGAGAAUAGAGAAGAACCCUGGUCUUGGUUUCAGUAUCUCUGGUGGCAUCAGCGGCCAGGGGAACCCCUUCAAACCCUCCGACAUGGGUAUCUUUGUUACUAGGGUACAGCAUGACGGGCCUGCCACCUCCGCCCUGCAGCCCGGAGACAAGAUUCUGCAGGUAACGUCCCCUCAGUCGUCCUCAACUGGGCCAGAAACCUCCUGCCCUCCCUCAGCCGCCCCUUGUUUUAUAAACACACAGGCACAGCAUUCAGUAGGACGUUGUGUACCCGUUACCUACCACAGCUGGCUGGACAUUUGAUGCAUUUUCCCGCCUGUAUGUUCUGCCUCCGCGUGUACCUGGUGAUCCUAAAAUCAGGCAUGACCCCCCCCCCCACCCCUUCCUCCCACCAUCCCCCGCCUCCCCGCGCCCACUCUUUCUCAUCCCUCAUCAGAUUCAAAAGAUUUUAUUGUCAGUUACACACGCCCUGUGUAUUGAAAUUCUUGCGCUUGCCUUUUCUGGAAAGCCAAGCAAUUUUAGAAUAAAAAUACAAUAUUUACAUAAAUGUACAUGAAAUAAAAAUAAAAAUGAGGUAAGGUGGAAAAGUGCAAAACUGAGCAGGUUGGUUAUACAUAUCACUAUGAGGAUUACUGUGAGACCGAGGACGUUUAGAAUUUUCUAAAGGAUGUCGGCGAUAUUGGCAACAAUGGUGUGGCGUCAUUUGUCUCCACUGAAGGGCUCAGUUGUUGAUAAUGGCUGCCACUUAGAAAUCACUGCACAAGUUUAACGUGAGACCAAAGAGGUUUCUGCUUGUGCCUGCGUUAGGUUCAUCACAAAAUACGUUACAAAGACGCGUUAUGUGUACAAGCAUUCAGCGAAGAAAAGGACACAAACCAUUCGUACACAGACGCAUCAUCGAGGGAGACAUUCACACAUGGAUUUGUUUGACCCUGAGGAUCAGACAACAAUCAAACAAAUGCAAGUAUUUUUUGCCACUUAGAUAUUUGCAGGUCAAUUAACGCUCGUUCUAAUACGGUAACUUUGGAGACUUUGGCCUCGACACAGGGAACCUUUCUGGAUCGCAGCGUGCGGUAAGAAUUACAGUGUGUUAUAUUUGAGAUGAGCGGAUUGUCUGAAAUAUAAGUUGAGAUAAAAAAGAAAUAUGCGUGCACUACAAGUAAACAUUCAUUUUACUGCAGGGAUACUUUCCCAGGGGCGAUCGAAAGCAAUUGAAUCAAUAUUCACUUCCCCUGUAGAUCGGUCAAAUUGAAUCAAUAAAACCUCCACAGAAAUUAUUCAUGAUUAUUGACUUUAUUUGUAUUUACUGUAGCUAUCACGUCAAAGCAACAGUGAGGUCCAAAAGGAAGCGCGAGGAUUGUACUGCGAGGUGAAAAUGAGACGCCAGUCUCAAUGACAGAUUGACCCCCCCCUCUCUUCCCUUCGUGUUUGGCUCCCCCGUCUCCUCCCCCCUCAUCUUCUCUCCACAGAUGUACAGUUUAGCUGGAUGAACUCAUCUAAAAGCCCUUUUUUGUCUUUACCCCUUCUCUCUCUACAGCAUGACUGUGUAGCUCCUCCUCUUCUCUCUCUUUUCCCCAACAGUGAUGUGUUACUGAGAUAAUGAUGGCAGUGACCCUCCAUCCUUCCACACGCACACACACACACACGCACACCCACACACACACAAAGGCCUAUGUACGGAAAUUCUGCAGCACACGUACCUCUAUACAUACAUGCACACGCACGCAUGCUGUUGACUGUGCUGCGUGUUUGCCUUGCAGGCUAACGGACAUAGUUUUUUACACAUGGAGCACGAGACAGCCGUCUCUCUGCUGAAGAGUUUCCAGCGGACGGUGGACUUGUUGGUUCUGAGAGACAGCAGCACUUGCUAAAAAAUAGUUUUAUAACAAACAAACAAAAAGAAAAACACGACAACGCUUCUCCACCCCGCUCUUCGCCAUCCCCGAGCCGCUUCACCUGCCCUCCACUGCAGGCUCGUGGAACUGAAAUAUGAGCCGCCUUUUUUUACCUUUGUAGGGGACAUUUAUUUGCCUAUUGCUGGACCAAAAGGCAAAUACUAGUGCCAAACGUACCACAGGAAACAUAUCGGCUCCUCUGUCUCCCGGCGGUCAGGGACCUGAUCGACGUCUGGACGGACAUCCAGAGGACUCUCUGAGUCCCUACAGGGCUGCUGCAGUUUGGAUCGUGUGGUUGUCAGUUAGGCAGUCAUCCGAUGAGUCCGAUGAGUUUGUUUUUGUGUUUUUGCUUUUCUCCACUGCCUUUCAUUUUGCCUUCCACGUUAGAUAUUUAUCCAUUUGUUCGGUGCAGCACGCGAUUCACUUUCCAUGUUUUUUAUUCCAUUGUUCUCUUUUUCCUUCUUUUGAGCUGCAUCUCCUGUUCUGUUCUUCUCUUUCUAACGCUGUCUGGUGUUUUAUUCUUUUCGGCUGUCUUCUGUUUUGCAGGUAUUUUUGCCUCCAGUGUACAGAAACGUAAAAGACUUUCUGCCUUGUGUACAUAUAUUGAGCUGAAGCUUUAUGGAGCUGCACUCUCCUUGGGGCCUGGACAGACGGCUCUGAAAGUGUAUUAUUGAUAUAAAUAGUGUUGAUAAACUCAAUUCUGAAUUCUGUCUUUCGAACAUACAGGGAUUAUUUCUCCAAAUGGACCAUUUUCUAAAGUAUACAAUUUUUAUUUUUUUUUUUCUGUAAAGAAAACACUGUUGAUAGUUCAUUACUGCUUCUUGUUUUAUUUGUUUGUGUUGUUAUUAUUUAUUUUAUUUUGAAACUGUUGCUUGCACAGGUGUACUGAUAAGAGCUAAAGCAAUACUAGUGAGGCUCGGCCCAUUGAGAUUUUCAGCAGAGCCUAAUUUGUCCUACAGUGCCAUCUAUUGAGCAAAUCAUGCUAAUGUUUACACACACUGCCAUGCACAUGCGCUAACAGGCAAACACACACACUCAGUAGACAUAUGUGCCCCCAUAUCCAACACAUAUGCAAUGUUCAGUUUACUAUUGAUAAUGAAGCCGUGUCCAUAUUCUAGCCUGAUUCUACAACGACGCAGGUUGCGCACACUCAAACGCUGUAACAUUACUCAUAUCUGUGCCAUGAUCUGAAGUUGGGUUUUCCAGUGUUGUUACGGCGAUGUUACAUGCUUUUUUUAGCCGUUUGGGUUGUAUGAUAAUGUCACAGCAUGCUUUCAUAUUGUUGGUCACUCUCAGCCAGCCUUUUUCUGUUGGCUUACAGAGUCCUCAACUUUGUAGAAGAGUCGUGUUGAAUUAUACCGCUGAGUUUCAGUGAGGCUGAUGUUGUGUAGUUGGCGCCAUACGGACCCUCUGCCCCCUCCCCGGUUGUAUUUACACACCGGCCCGAAACAUCUGAGCUUUCCCGCCUUGUGGCCCAGAUCUGAUCCGCACACAGUGAGAGCAGCAGCGGGGCGUUUUUUAAAGUUUGGCUCGGCCUCCAAGCAUCCGCUCUGCCCAAGUGUCUUGACCUCUGGCCUCCCUGCAGAAAGCACCAAAACAGAAAAUAUCAACAAUAUAACUUUCUUAAAAGGGUUAAAUCUGCAAUCAAACAGAUGGUCCCCUUUCAGACAAUCAGGGAAAGAUCUGAUCUGUGCCACAAAGACUUUUGGCUGCACUUGAAAUGUCAGUGUAACUUUUAUAACCUGAGGAGCUCCUAGUUAACACUAGAUGUACAUGGAAAUAUUGAUAUGCCAACUUUUGGUUGGCGAAUUUUCAAGAUUAGAUGUGGAUAGGGAGAGAAAAUAAACUGAUUGUAUGCGAGGUUUCUGGUGCCAUGUAAAUGUAGUCUUAUAUAAUCUGACCUCCGUGGUCAUGAUAAAGAAAACGUUUAGACUUGACAGUCUGACCACAGGAAGAGAUUGAAGAGGUUCAUUUCUGUCUCUGUGUAAAUGCAACACUUCAUGACAGUGAGUUUUGUUUUGUUCUGUUUAGCAUCUGAUGUUUCAUCCAGAGCAAAACAACAUCCUUACCUGUCCUUUGCUUUUACUUGACUUGACAGUGUCACCCUGUGCCCAUUGCGUGUCAGCCCUCCUAAUAAGCGUUUAAACUUUAUUCUCUCAGAAUAAGGGACACAAAAUGGCACAGUUUAUUCUUGUGGGAGAGAGACUUGAUCUUAACCACUGAUACCCAACCUACUCUCUUUAAAGUUUGAAAUAUCAAAGAUAUUAUGAGGACAGAGAAAAAGGUUUGAUAAUAUAAUUAUUUUUUACUACAUGUUUCAGGUAAUUCUUUCUAAAUAUAUUGAUAUACCUUAGCUUUGCUCAAACAAAUUGUGAUAUUUUAUAAUAAUGACACUUAUAACGAAGUUAUGGAUGGAGGUACGCACAGUAUGACUUGGAGACCUACACAUGUACUAUCCAAAACUGUAUAAAAUGUAUUUCUACUGUAAUUGUGAAUUUGUGUUAUACAAAUAUAUAUUAUAUAUAUAUGUAUAUGACUAUAAAAACAGUCAUUUUCUAUGUGUUUAAACUACAUAAGAGCAGAACAAAUGCUGAGGACGGUAUCAUUGUACAUAGCUGUGAAUGGAAUCCAAUUUAAAAUGACUCAUAUUGAUUGUGAAUGUACCCAUGCUUUCUGCAGUACCUACACAUACCCAACUUGAAUGCUGCUUCUUCUGUUGUGUGACAAAAGUACUUUGACCUCCGAAGAGAGAAUCGCUGUCGAGUUAUAAGUUGGACAAACUUUGGUGAUGAUUUAACAGAACUAUUUAUUUAUUUAUUUGCACAUGCAAGUUGAAAUCCUUCCAGUUUUAAGUUUGAGUAUUAUCGCGGAGAAAUGUUAUUGCAGAAGUAUAUAUAAUAUAUAUCAUGUGUUUAGAAUGCAUUUUGCAGACGCUAUCUGUAAAUAAUAUUUAAGAUACAGUUUUUACAAAAAAUAAUAUAUGUAUAAAAUUGAAAAAAUGCUGUGCAGCGAUUAUACUUGAGCCAUUUUGGGCUUUGGGACGUACCAUUUUUUCAGUAUAUAAGAAGUGUUUUGAAUAAUGUACUAAAGUCUCUAUUGUACAAAUAAUAAAAAUGUCACUAUUGGUA